AUGGAAUUUGAGUCACAGGAAAAUGCAUAUUCAUUCUACAUUGAUUAUGCUAAAUCAGUUGGGUUUGGAAUUUCAAUUAAAACUAGUCGUCGAUCAAAGGUUUCUAUGGAGUUUAUCGAUAUUACAUAUGCUUGCACAAGAUAUGGAAAAAAGAGACCAUCCAUUGCACAUAAUCCACGUCCUUGUUUGAAGUUGGAGUGUGAAGCUAGCUUGCGUAUUAAAAGAAACUGUGAUGGCAAGUGGAGUAUUCACAGUUUCAUUAAAGAUCACAAUCAUGAUCUUUUUCCAACAUAUGCACAUUAUUUCCCUUGCCAUAGAAGAAUCAAUAAAGCUCAAAAGAAUUGUAUUGAAACUUUACAACAAGUUGGGGUGAGAACAACAAAAAUUUACGCCACAAUGGCCAAACAACAUGGAGGAUAUGAAAAUAUUGGUUGUUUGGAGAAAGAUGUUAGAAAUCAUUUAGAUAAAGAUCGUCUUUUGAGUUUAGAAUUGGGAGAUGCAACUGCAAUGUUGGAGUGUUUUAUGCUUAUGCAAGAAGAAAAUCCAAGAUUUUUUUAUGCAAUUGAUUUGGAUGAUGAAAACCGUCUUAAAAAUGUGUUUUGGGUAGAUGCAAAAGGAAGAGAUGAUUAUCAAGAGUUUGGAGAUGUGAUCUCAUUCGAUACAACAUAUAUCACUAAUAAGUACAAAAUGCCAUUUGCUCCUUUUAUUGGUGUGAAUAAUCACUUUCAGUCAAGAUUACUUGGUUGCGCGUUACUAGUUGAUGAAACCUGA
Molecule: messenger RNA, 771 nt
Organism: Vicia villosa (hairy vetch)
Lineage: Eukaryota; Viridiplantae; Streptophyta; Magnoliopsida; Fabales; Fabaceae
Product: protein FAR-RED IMPAIRED RESPONSE 1-like
Exons: 1
Coding region: 1-771 (256 amino acids)
Source: RefSeq, a predicted model, not a curated record